Daphnia carinata is the source of this 3732-nucleotide messenger RNA. RefSeq names its product ubiquitin-like modifier-activating enzyme 1 (gene Uba1). The transcript is spliced from 8 exons. Bases 161 to 3349 code for a protein of 1062 amino acids. Gene Ontology annotation, cellular component: cytoplasm; SUMO activating enzyme complex. Gene Ontology annotation, molecular function: SUMO activating enzyme activity. NCBI's taxonomy places the organism in Eukaryota, Metazoa, Arthropoda, Branchiopoda, Diplostraca, Daphniidae. Gene Ontology annotation, biological process: protein sumoylation. The record is from RefSeq and is a predicted model, not a curated record.
GGUAAUUAGUGACUGACUGGUUUUUCUGUUUCGUCAGUCACCAGCUUGGUUCCCCUUUCUCUCUCUUUCUGGUGUGCAAAUUCGCCGGCAUUUUGUCGUAAUUGUCUUCGUUCAAGCAGUACCUUCGUUGGAACAAACAAGUAUUGAGUUUAAUUUUUAGAUGUCCACUGCUGAGGUGGAUCCGUCACCCUCGUCUCCCAGUCCUGCUGCAAAGAGAAGGAAGUUGGAAGAUAAGAACGGGAAUAGCAGUAACGGCAGCAAUCAUCACUUGAAAGAAAAUCAGCAGCAACCGAAAAUGGCAGGAAAUGGCAACAUCCAAACCAUCGAUGAGAGCCUCUACUCAAGACAGCUGUAUGUACUUGGACAUGAGGCCAUGCAGAGGAUGGCGACAUCUGAUGUUCUGAUCUCUGGUCUUGGUGGUCUUGGAGUAGAAAUUGCCAAGAAUAUUAUCCUGGGUGGUGUGAAGUCAGUCACUCUACAUGACUCUUCUGUCUGCAAAGCAUCUGAUCUUUCUUCCCAGUUUUAUGUAUCUGAAGCUGAUAUGGAGAAGAACAGAGCAGAGGUUUCUCACAAAAGUUUGGCUGAACUUAACCAGUAUGUUCCAGUGGAGACAUAUACUGGAGAACUAAAUAAGGAAUUCUUGAAGAAGUUUCGUGUUGUUGUUCUAACAAACUCAAACCUUGAAGAGCAGCUACGUGUCUCGGAAAUUGUUCGCAGCUUUGGCAAUGCUCUUAUCGUCGCCAAAACGCAAGGCUUGUUUGCUCAAGUCUUCUGCGAUUUCGGAGAAGAUUUCACCAUCAUCGACACAACCGGAGAAAAUCCAGUUUCAGCUAUGAUUGCUGGUGUAACUAGAGAAGAAACGAGCGUUGUCACAUGCUUGGAUGAGACAAGGCACGGUUUAGAAGAUGGGGAUUACGUCACUUUUUCCGAGGUACAAGGCAUGGUUGAACUAAAUGCCUGCGAACCGAGGAAAAUCAAAGUUCUUGGGCCAUACACGUUUAGCAUUGGAGACACAAGCGCCUUCAAUGACUAUGUAAGAGGAGGGGUCGUUUCCCAAGUGAAAAUGCCCAAACAGAUUCACUUCAAACCCUUGCCUGAUGCACUCCAAGAACCCGAGUUCUUGAUGACGGAUUUCGGUAAAUUUGAUCGUCCUCCGCAACUCCAUCUCGCAUUUAGGACAUUGGAUGCGUAUGUCAAGAAAGAAGGACGCCUCCCAGCUCCUUGGAGCUGCAAGGACAGUCAACAAUUCGUCGAUUUAGCUAAGGAACUCAAUAGCAACCUAAGUGGUUCCUGUAAGGUAGAAGAAGUGGACGAGAAGCUUCUCGCCACCUUCUCGCAUGUCUGUCAGGGAGAUUUAAAUCCGAUAAACGCAACUAUUGGUGGAGUUGUGGCUCAGGAAGUGAUGAAGGCUUGCAGCGAAAAGUUUUCGCCUAUCGUUCAAUGGCUUUACUUUGACGCAACCGAAUGCCUGCCAGAAAACCAAGAUUCUCUGACUGAAGAAAACUGUAAACCUACCGGAUCUAGAUAUGAUGGCCAGGUGGCAGUCUUUGGCAAUGAGUUCCAGAAAAAGCUAGGAUCGCUACGCUACUUCGUGGUUGGUGCUGGAGCCAUUGGUUGUGAGCUUCUCAAGAACUUCGCCAUGAUCGGAGUAGGUGCUAGCGAAGGGGGCCAAAUCUACGUAACCGAUAUGGACUUGAUCGAAAAAUCCAAUCUGAACAGGCAGUUUCUUUUCCGUUCACAUGACGUGCAGAAACCCAAAUCUAGUUCAGCUGCCGCUGCCGUAAAAGUGAUGAACCCAUACGCCAACGUUACGGCUUUUGAGAAUCGUGUAGGUCCCGAGACGGAGCAAUUCUUCGACGAUGAUUUUUUCUCAAAAUUGGACGGUGUUGCCAAUGCACUUGACAAUGUCGAUGCACGCAUCUACAUGGAUCGACGCUGUGUCUACUACCGUAAGCCUCUACUGGAGUCUGGCACGUUGGGUACUAAAGGAAAUGUUCAAGUAGUCAUUCCUCAUCUUACAGAGUCAUACAGCUCAUCUCAGGACCCUCCAGAGAAGUCUAUUCCUAUCUGUACGCUGAAGAACUUCCCGAAUGCAAUUGAACACACGCUUCAAUGGGCUCGGGAUAUGUUUGAAGGCUUGUUCCGUCAGUCAGCUGAAAGCGCCGCUCAAUAUUUAGUCGAUCCUAAAUUCAUGGAGAGAGCGCUUAAAUUAGCUGGAUCUCAGCCACUCGAAACACUCGAGUCGGUCAAACGUGGUUUGGUUGACGAGCGACCGAUGAAUUUCGAGCAGUGCGUUCAUUGGGCACGUCAUCAUUGGCAAGAGCAAUAUCAUAACCAAAUUAAGCAGUUGCUGUUUAACUUUCCACCCGAACAGCUGACUUCUUCAGGCCAACCUUUUUGGUCGGGCCCAAAGCGCUGUCCUCAUCCACUGGAGUUUGAUAUCAAUAAUUCCGUCCAUAUGGAUUAUGUGGUUGCGGCUGCCAACUUGAAAGCAAAAAUUUACAACAUACCCCAAACACGUGACCGAGAGGCUAUUACAAAAAUGGUGGAAAUGUGCGUCGUACCUGAAUUUGUCCCGCGUUCAGGAGUCAAAAUUGCCGUGUCAGACGCAGAGGCUGCUGCAGCUGCCAACAAUCCAGGCUUGCUUGACGAUGAUCGUCUUACCCAAUUGCAGAAUGAUUUGCCGCCUGUGGAAACUUUGUCUGGCUUGCGAAUUCUUCCUCUAGAAUUCGAAAAAGACGAUGACACCAAUUUCCACAUGGACUUCAUUGUAGCAGCAUCGAAUUUGCGAGCAGAGAAUUACGAUAUUGCUCCAGCCGAUCGUCACAAGAGCAAACUUAUUGCCGGAAAGAUUAUUCCUGCUAUUGCCACAACUACCUCCGUCGUUUCAGGCUUGGUCUGUAUCGAACUUCUGAAGUUGGUGCAGGGUCACACCAAUCCUGAGUUGUUCAAAAACGGGUUUAUCAACUUAGCACUUCCGUUCUUUGGCUUUUCAGAACCGAUCGCUGCUCCGAAACAAAAGUAUUACGACAGAGAAUGGACUUUGUGGGACCGUUUUGAAGUAAACGGCGAAAUGACAUUAAAGGAGUUUAUCGACUACUUUGAAAGCGAGCAUAAACUGAAAAUUACGAUGCUUUCGCAAGGUGUCUGCAUGCUAUAUUCGUUCUUCAUGCCCCAGGCUAAGCGCAACGAACGGAUGGAUCUCGGCAUGUCGGAGGUUGUUAAACGCGUCUCAAAGAAGAAACUUGAGCCUCAUGUUAAAGCUCUUGUUUUUGAGUUGUGCUGUAACAAUCUAGACGAUGAAGAUGUAGAAGUGCCCUACGUACGUUAUGUACUCCCGACCGAAUAAAAUGUUCUUACAAUACGUUGCAAGGCGGGUGGGUCUGGGUCCAUAUUUGAUUUCAAGGUUAUUUACCACUAUCAUCAGUUCACUUGCGCUAUAUCCUAUGUUGUGGACUUUUAGCUUAGUUUGUUGCUUUCUCUAAUUAUAAGUAGAAUUCUCUGUGGAAAAUUAUGCUGGUCGCAUCAUCUGGUUGAAAUCACUUCAUAGAGUUUUUCCUUGUGCCAGUGAUCCCUGUUACGUAUUCAUUAUUACUGAUUGGAUUGACUGAGUGCACGUCUUUACCUUGUAUCUGAAUUCAAGAAGCUCCUUUCCUACCCUUCUCCGUUUAAAGAUGUGUACAAUUGGCCUUGAACAAUGGUAUGAAAUAAAUACAUGCCGAUAAAAUUAAA